CGCUACGGUUAUUUCUCCCCGGCUCCGGCCAAGCCUGUGUGGUCGAUACAGCAGGGAUGUCCUCUCAAACACUGUUGCAGAGAAAAUGGAUGGCUUGAAUGGACCCGUGAUCCGGGCUGAAUCCCGCUCCUCGCCCCCUCACCAACCUGCUGUCUUUUCAAUGUGUGACUGUGUGUGUUUACAGGAAUCACUGCGAACAACGUGACGCGUCAGCGCCAGCUCUGCACCAGCCGGGUCCAGUGGAGCUGCAGCUGAGGAGCUGAGGAACUGGGGAUUUGACUGGCAGCUGGUAGACCACUAAGGGAGGGGAGAGAGGCGGCUGGGCAGUGGGGUUGACGAGCCUAGCUGGCGCUGGGUGAAUGCUGCCUGGCGAGGACAAGGGCUGAGGCGGCAGCAGCAUCAACUUGAGAAGGAGCAUGGCAUCCACGGGCAUGCAGAUAUUUGGAUUUGUCCUGGCGCUGUUGGGCAUCAUGGGUGCUAUGGUGGCCACUCUGCUGCCCAACUGGAAGGUCAGCGCAGAUGUGGGCUCCAACAUCAUCACAGCGAUUUCCCAGAUGCAGGGUCUGUGGAUGGACUGCACAUGGUACAGCACAGGCAUGUUCAGUUGCACACUUAAGUAUUCGGUGCUUUCACUACCUGCGUACUUGCAGACUGCCCGCACCACUAUGGUGCUCUGCUGCGUGAUGGCUGCCAUGGGCCUCUGCCUUGCAUCCCUGGGACUAAAAUGCACACGCUGGGGUGGUGGACGGCGUUCCAAGCGGCACGCCGCGAUUGCCAGUGGUGGCUGCUUCGUCGCUGCAGGCUUUCUGUGCCUGGUGCCUGCUUCCUGGUUUACCAACGAGGUCAUCACCAACUUCCUGGACUCCAGUGUGCCCGAGAGCAAUAAGUUUGAGCCUGGGGGUGCUGUGUACGUGGCCUUUGUAUCAGCAGGAUUUCUUUUUGUUGGGGGGUCCAUCUUCUGUAUGUCCUGCUCGGGGAAGAGGCAUGGACCCCAGGACCUGGUCCUGCUUCCUCCCCCUGACAAAUUGCUGCUCCAGCAGCAGCAGCAGCAGCAACAGCUGCUCCAGCAGCAGCAGGAGCUCCAGCACCAGUACUGCUCUCUCUCCCCAUUAGACAAUAAGACUGGCUACAGCCUGCAGGACUAUGUGUAAUAAAGCAGCGCUGUGUACGCUACGGCUAAAGGGAGAUGAGCCUGAGGGAGAACCAUCGCGGCUUAUGCUACACACUAGGCUCCACUCCAGAUGGAGGUGGAGAAAAAAUAAGAGAGGAGGGCAACAACUUUGAAUUCAUUUUCCCUUCUCCUCUAUCUUGCUCCUCUCCCUUUUUCUGUUUUGCAAGCACAAGCAGUGGAGGUAUUCCCUGAGCAGCGCCUUGGAACAAACAGUGUGAAUGUGUAAGGAGCCAGGAUAAGGUGCUGCAGCAUCGAAGGAAGCCGCUAACCAAAUGCAGACAUCCUUCAUCAGUAAAUCACAGAAAGAGUUCCCCGGGGAAUGGAUUAAGCAAAUAAGGAAGCCUUCUGUGUAGAUUUUUUUUCCUCACCAAAGGUUUGAAUUGAAAGAAAAAAAAGCAAUCAUUUAGCUGCUAUUUACAAUCGUCUGGUACCCUCUCAAUUGACAAAAUAGGCAAUAUAAUGCCUGAGAAACCUUUUCAUAGCAAGCCAUUGUAGUUUUUCGUAUACCUAUCCACUAGAAUGCUACAAAGAAUUGAUUGAAAUAAAUAGUCAUAUUUUUGUUAGCUAGAAUGAUGUUGAUAUUUUGCCUCUAAAGCAUGCUGUGUGGAGCCUGUCUGUGUAUUAAUACAGCGGCAUGCCUGGUAGAAGACUGAGACAUAGCCACAAAAUGCCUGUGCCUGAAAAGCUGUAGAGACAUUACCCUGCUGUAACUGUUCAAAGAGGACUGUCAGGAGGAGCAGACGUGGACUGCUGGGCUGGAUUUGAGACAGAUAAUGCAGACAAACAGUUGCCUGCUUCUCUCUCUGCAGGUGGAAACAUGAGAGAGAUGGAGAGAAAUUGACAGAAAGAAAUUCAGUGCUUAAGCAGAGUGGACUAUCUGAUGUGCGGUUUCUGUUUUCCCACCCAGACAAAAACAUACUGCCUGUAAGUUGCAGCUACCCAUCCUAAUCCAUCUACCCAUUCCUGUACGCCCUCAGACAUGCACACCCACACACCCUCAUGCUCUUGUGUGUGUUUGUGUACACCGUAAACACUCAGACACGCCGGCUCUUUGCAUGUGCUUUUCACUCCUGUCAUCCUCCUCCGCACUGCCAUGGAAACAGAAUUCGGCAUUCAAAUAUGUGUAUUGUCUGGGGGUAUGUGCAUGUCACUCAGUGAUCUGAAGUUGUUUAGGGGGGCAUCUUUUUCUCCAGGCAUGGCUCCAGAAGCUUUAAUCAGAGCCUUUGCUCACACUCCUUUCACUAAUCCCCUUUAUUACCCAGUGACAUGAGGCAGCAUCCCUGUUACAUGGUCAGAGGUUUUGGAAAAUGCUCUCCUUCGCUGCCCCCCUGCUAUGGUGUCUAUACCAUGCGAGUAGACUCACAGGGAUGAACGGCUGUUUAAUGGUGCAGUGGCAGGGGGGCUAAGACGAGGCACAAAAGGAGAGGCUUCUUGAGUCAUGGUCGACUGGGUAGCUGUGUGGCAGGCAGCUAAAAAAGGUUUGAGUCAUUCUCCAUAUGUGACUUGUUUUCCAAGUGCGUCAGCAGUGCGCAUAUGCUACCAGUCUGCACCUGCAGAAGGUCUCAGUGUCUUAAAUUGCAGCCACUUGACUAUGCCACCAUUCCUCCUUUCCGUACUGGUCACUCUCUUAUUUUCUCUCUUUGCUUCCUCUGUCCUGUAUGUGUCACAUGUCACAUAGAUGUGAUUGCUGACAAGAGAAAGCUGAUGCAUGCUGAAAGCAUGGCCACCCCAACACACACACGCGCAUAAACAAAACUCCCACCUACUAACAUGUCAGUAGCACUGUUACGCUUCCAGGCAGUAAUGUUCC
This is a messenger RNA of Epinephelus moara (kelp grouper), 2981 nucleotides long. RefSeq names its product claudin-20. Gene Ontology annotation, cellular component: plasma membrane; bicellular tight junction. Gene Ontology annotation, biological process: cell adhesion; bicellular tight junction assembly. Gene Ontology annotation, molecular function: structural molecule activity. Bases 417 to 1151 code for a protein of 244 amino acids. The transcript is spliced from 2 exons. The record is from RefSeq and is a predicted model, not a curated record. Lineage: Eukaryota; Metazoa; Chordata; Actinopteri; Perciformes; Serranidae.